AUAUACGAGCGUAUUAACAGCGGAGACGUCACUGGCUCCAGACUAACUUAGUGUACACACUGUAACCAGGAGCGGUGCUUUUACAACUGGUUUGGAGCCUUUCGCCGGAAAUGAGGUUGGUAUAAAGAGAGGGUGGAUAGUCUGCUGUGACAUCACAUUCUGCUACUCUACAGCAAACAGGUUGAACAGAACCAUGAAGUUCCUGGUGUUGUCCCUGGCUUUUGCCCUUGUUUUAACAACCGGUAGCGCUCUGAACUGCCACCGCUGUGUGUCGCGGCGGGCGGGGGAGUCAUGUGACCUGGUCGUGGAGUCCUGUAGGCCGGAGAAGGACGCCUGUGCGGCCGCCAAGUUCCUGAGAGCCCCACAUGGCCAGUACCAGAAAUGCAUGGCUAUGAGCGACUGUGAGAUGCUGAAGAUGAACUCCUACAUCGACAUAAAGUGUUGUGCCGACCACAUGUGCAACACGUUCUAGAAUGUGAAUACUGUACGAAGCCCACCGUGCAUUCUGCAUUGAAUUGUCCCUCGGAGCGACAAGACCCGGUGUGUGUAGCUGUUCUCUGGGGUACAGUAGACCUCCCCUCUUUUGUGUCUGUGUGAAGGUUGCUUUACCCUUUAAUAAAUGCAAAAAAAAAAAAGAAAGAUAGCUGUU
This is a messenger RNA of Gadus chalcogrammus (walleye pollock), 649 nucleotides long. RefSeq names its product lymphocyte antigen 97, tandem duplicate 3 (gene ly97.3). The record is from RefSeq and is a predicted model, not a curated record. Lineage: Eukaryota; Metazoa; Chordata; Actinopteri; Gadiformes; Gadidae. The coding region runs from base 194 to 472 and encodes 92 amino acids. The transcript has 4 exons.